CCAUGAUGGCGGGCACCGCCGGCGAGGAGGAGCUCGAGGCCUCGUGGCAAGACCUGGGCCCGGGCUCGGCUUCGACUCCGACGUGGGCUUUGGCACUGACCCCGGCCCCGGGACCGACCCCGGCCUCGACACCCUCUUUGUCUCUGGCCUCGGAGUCUCUCCAACCCCUGCAGGACCUGACCGGCGAUGGAGGGGUGCGCAAGGAGCGGCUGUGCCCCGGCACAGGGCAGCCUGUGCCCCCAUCCGCCUCCGUGGCAGUGAAGUACUCCGGGUACCUGGGAAAUUGGAAUAAGCUCUUCUGUUCAAACGGGAACAGCAAGUAUCCAAGGCUGAUGAAACUUGGAAAAGACAUCACACUGUGUGGGCUGGAGAUUGGGCUGCUGUCUAUGACCAAAGGAGAGGCUGCACUUUUCAUCCUCACUCCAGAAUACGCCUAUGGCCAGCGGGGCUGUCCUCCCUCCAUCCCUCCAAACACCACUGUCCUCUUCAAGGUGGAGGUGCUGGACUUCAUAGACUCAGAGGAGUGCGACGCAUUCUUUGAGUUGACUUAUGAACAACGGGAUAGACUUCCUUUAGAAAAGGUGCUGAAAGUGGCAGCCACAGAGAGAGAGUUUGGCAACUACUUCUUCUAUAAGCAGUGCUUCAAGAUUGCCAAGGACAGAUACAAGAGGGCACUGUCCAUCCUGGGUCGCAGCUCUUCCAGUAAGGCAGAGCAGAGCCAGAUCAACGCUUCCAAACUGCUGCUGUUCCUGAAUCUUUCACUCACUUACCUAAAACUGGAACGUGCUGACCGAGCUUUGAAAUACGGGCAGUUAGCCUUGGAGAUGGACCAAAGAAACGCCAAAGCGCUGUUCAGGUGUGGCCAGGCUUGUCUCUACAUGAGGGAGUACAGCAAAUCCCGGGAUUUCCUGGCCAGAGCUCAGUGCAUCCAGCCCUUCAACCGUGAUAUUAACAAUGAGCUGAAGAAGUUGGCAAGAUACUACAAGGAGUACAUGGAAAUGGAGAAAGAAAUGUGCUGCCAGAUGUUUGACCCUCUCAAUUCUUAUGGCUGAGAAGAAGUCAAGGACUGUUCCAGCUGUCCAGCUCUUGGCACAUGGAGGAGAUCUCAGCAUCACAUACAGGUUUUUGGAAAAGGGGCAGGAGCACUGUCUUACUUGGAGGGACUGAAGUGAAGGUUUUGUCCUGAUUUUCCUGCAGUUUAGUUUGUUUGCCAUGUUUUGAGGCAGUUUCCAGAAUAAUUAAGUCCCACUGUUGGAGAGGAAGGGGUUUGUGUAAAUUCCUUUUCUUCUCCCACGCACAUAGUUUAAAGAAAACUCUUUCCCGACAUCCUGCUCUUGCAGAUAGAUUCUAGGCUUCUUUCAUGGAGUUUGUAAGUAGGAGGAGAAUGCCAUGAAGUUUUCUAUUUACAUAGGUUGUUCUUAAAAAAUUAUGAUUGAUAUUUUUGUUCUGAAGAAAUAAAACAA
Pseudopodoces humilis (Tibetan ground-tit) is the source of this 1463-nucleotide messenger RNA. It is a transcript of the gene FKBP6, whose product is annotated as FKBP prolyl isomerase family member 6 (inactive). Gene Ontology annotation, cellular component: cytoplasm. Gene Ontology annotation, biological process: piRNA processing; spermatogenesis. Gene Ontology annotation, molecular function: Hsp90 protein binding; peptidyl-prolyl cis-trans isomerase activity. The record is from RefSeq and is a predicted model, not a curated record. Lineage: Eukaryota; Metazoa; Chordata; Aves; Passeriformes; Paridae.